This is a messenger RNA of Suillus bovinus, 2247 nucleotides long. RefSeq lists its product as uncharacterized. The transcript is spliced from 6 exons. Lineage: Eukaryota; Fungi; Basidiomycota; Agaricomycetes; Boletales; Suillaceae. The record is from RefSeq and is a predicted model, not a curated record. The coding region runs from base 15 to 2087 and encodes 690 amino acids.
UGGUUUAUUUGAAAAUGAAUCUCGUUACUAACAAGUCAAUGAAGAACCAUUCAAUGCCAUCAUGUCUAGUCGCUCGCCAUCAUGUUCUUCGUACAAUUCUCUCACAAAGGGAUCUCAGCAUCGAGCUCUCUGUCUUGCGUGACUCAAAACAAUCAAGGUCAUUUCUCACUGGCCGGCGGCGGACUCGGAACACCAACAGCUCCACCCGAGCAUACAGCAAUCGUACUCAAACCUCUAACGAUUCUCUAGGGAAGAAUGCAUCUUCAAGCCAACACGGGGUCUCCGCUCUCUUGCACAGAACAUCAACAUUUUUACCUCGCGCACUACCGGGAUCGACCACUGACGGAGGCAUACAGUCUUCCCAACUCUGGAGCGAACUUUUGAGCGAGGUCGAGGCAGAUUUAUGUUCCCUGCCAGGAGCGCAUCCGAAUGCUCGCGUAGUCGUAUGCGGAGCUGACCAGUGGGCCGGCUCUUAUGAGCUCAUCACAGCUCUCCUCGAAAACCUGUUUACGAGCGAUGAGGCUUACAGCGACAUCCUACGAAACCGGUGGAAAAACCAGUCUGCCUACCUUACAAUUGAUCAUAGAUCAUCGACCUCCCUCGUCAACGGCACCCUCACCAUCCCUGCCUCUUGGCUCCAACAAUACCCCUUCCCCAUACAACUCACCGAAAUCCCAUCUCUCUCCUCCCAUCCUUCCUUCCCAAAAACCCUCCUCAAAGGAGACGUAUUAAUCUUCCUCUGGAACCCACUAACAAACCCCCUACCUACGCUUAUCUCUAAUGCCCAACAUAUUCUUCAGAGGCCGAACACAAUACUCGUUCUCACCGCUUCUAGCGCAUCCAAACAUGCGCUAGAUUACAUUUCCAAGGAACUGGCAGCUGCAAAUUGCAGCCCAGGAAAGAUUCUUCCUGUGGACCCUAUUCGCGCUUUGGAAGCCGUUUCUGCUCUCAAGUCGGAUCCUUCGUCUCCUACUGCUAUUCAGAGAUACCAGGAGGAUUUUAUGGGGUCAAGGAUAUCGCUUCUUGGCGAUGUUUUGGCGAAGAUGUUUGGAUUGAAGGACUCUGGUCGCACGUCAUCGCCGCCAUCGUUGUUGUCAGCUAUUCGCACUCGGAGUGCUCUGAUACAAAUGCGGAGCGCGUUGUAUAUUAGCGCCCGAUCGGUAUCCCAAACACGCGUAGCGAUAGACCGCGUCUUUACAAGUGCCAGCGAGCUCCAGUCGCAAGUUGAAGAAGUCCGUGCGAGGACAGGUAGGGAGGUGCUUGUAGAGUCUGGAAUAGACGAAGCUCUACUUCGCGGUUCGAAAGAGAUGAAAGCCUUGCUAGAGUCGUUGACCUGGCUUAAGAUGAUAUGGCGUGUUGACGAAAUAGAUUCUUUGGUGGGUUUUGCGAUGGACAAGCACUGGUGUAGGGAACUUGAAAACCAGCUCAUCCUGCAAACGGGUCGUCUCGCCUCCACUCAAGCAUCCCUAACAUCAUCCACCUUUUCUCAACUUGCCAAACUCGCAUCGCCAUCGCCAUCCCCUGCUUUCCAUUCCCCUAUCCUCGACAACCGUCUCCGUCAACUCACACACUCCCCAACAUAUGCACUAACCCCAGAUGCCCUCACCCGCCCCAUCCAAGCGCGACGUUCCCAACUGAUGCAACACACCACCACGAGGUUACAACGUGAUGCCCAAAAUGCAGUGCUGGGUGCGUUUGGUGGUAUGUUUGGCGGUGCUGGUGUAGCAUGGUGGCUUGCAUUUGGAGAGAGCGCUUUGAGCGUUGGCGCUGGUUCUGAAGCUGGGACUGCGUUAGGUGCUGGUGCACUUGUUGCUGUUGCUAGUAUAAGGUGGGCGGUGGGUAAAUGGGAACGAGCAAAGAGGAAAUGGGUGGAGGAUGCCGAUAGGGUUGGGGAGGGGCUGAAGAGGGAUCUAAAGGUGACUCUGGAGCGAGGGAUUGAGAAAAAUGUUGCGGUUGUUCCUAUAGCGGCGUACGAAGGACUGCGAGAGCUUGCUGGGAAACAACAGGAAGAGAUCGAUGUUGUCAGGAGCGAUCUUAUUUCGAUGCAAGCUGACGUUGAAGCUCUCGAAACCGCUCGACCUUCAUAGUAUGUAGCACGAUUGGAUAUAGAUAUACUGCAUCGCAUUCGUCACAGAUGAUUUUGAUCCAAAUAGAUGCUACCCUAAAUGAUGGUGUACGUGAUGCCGUGUUGCAUUCAUGCACCAUUUGUUCAGGAAUGAGUCAGAGACCUUGUGUUGAGACAGCCGA